AGUAUACUAAAGUGAAGUAGUGAACAAUGUUAAUAAAAGCACUUUUGCUGGUCGUGGUUGUUGUGGCGCUAGCCAGCGCUGAGAAAUACGAUGGGUUUAAAGUUUUUGAAGUGACUCCCACAACAGCUGAACAAAUUGAGGCUCUUACCACACUCUCUGAAGAUGCGGAUAAAUUUGAUUUCCUGUCUCGAAGUCGCAUAUCCGGCGAAAGUGCACGUGUGCUUAUCUCGUCCGAAAUUGAGAAUUACUUCAAAACAAUACUUGAACAGAAAAAUAUUAGCUAUAAACUCGAAGAUGCAAAUUUCGGUCGCUCUUUAGAUAUCGAAAUCUUGGAAAACCGUCUACUGCGUCAGUUGAAACCUUACUCCGGUACCGGUCGUCUCGGCACUGAGCGUUAUUACAGUCACGAAGAAAUUAAUGCUUACUUGGAUGACUUGGCUGCACGUUAUCCAUCACGUGUAACACUCAAAGUUGUUGGCAAGUCUUACGAAGGUCGUAUUUUGAAAACCAUCACCAUAACAAAUGGCGACGGUCGUUUGGGUAAAAAUGUUAUCUUGAUGGAUGGCGCUUUCCAUGCACGUGAAUGGAUUUCACCAGCAUCGGUGGUUUAUGCUAUUGGUGAAUUGGUUGAGAAUUUCGAGAAAAAUGCUGAGCUAUUACAAGAUUAUGAUUGGGUUGUGUUGCCUGUGGUCAAUGCUGAUGGUUAUGAAUAUUCACAGCUGUCAAGCAGCACACGUUUAUGGCGUAAGACACGUCAACCGGUGACAGUGAGGGGCAGGACAUGCUAUGGUACUGAUCCUAACCGUAAUUUCGAUUUCCAUUGGUUGGGUAAAGGCGCAUCUUCGAAUCAUUGUUCCAUUACCUACGCUGGCCCGAAGGCAUUUUCGGAACCCGAAGCUGUUGUCGUACGUGACCUUAUUCACACGUACAGCAAUCGCGGUAUUAUGUAUUUGACUGUCCAUUCAUAUGGUAGCUAUCUGCUGUAUCCAUGGGGUUAUACGAGCGCACUUCCAGAAACUGCUGACGAUUUGCACGAAGUUGGUUUGGCUGGCGCAAAUGCUAUCAGAGCAUACAGUGGUUCCAGGUAUUCUGUUGGCUCGUCAACUAGUCUGUUGGGUGAGGCUGCUGGUGCCAGUGAUGACUACGCUUUCCAAGCUGGCUUCCCAAUUUCAUUCACUAUGGAAUUGCCACGUGGUGGUAUCUAUGGCUUUGAUCCACCAGCAUCUUCUGUUGAUCGUCUGGUGAAAGAGACUUGGGUCGGCAUUCGUGCUAUGGGAAAGAGAGUGAUUGAGAAAUAUCCAUUAGCAAAAAGCGUUAAUUUGUAAACAAUUUACUGCUUUUGAAACAAUGCGCUUUGCUAGCCGAGUUCAUUUUGGCGACUUAGUGACUAAUCGAAACUUCUCUUUUCGAUACUUCUUUUUAGCAACCUAAUCAGCUCGCACGCAAAAGAUGGCUCGUGGUAGGAUUUCAGGAAAUCUUCAAAGAUCCCAAGAACUAACACGAGCCGAAAACAGUGUUUAGAGUAUAUUUUUUUAUAUAUAUCCAUGAUUUGUUAUUAUAUGUAAUUCAUUUGGUUUUGAAAAUUAAUAAGUUAAUGAUCUCGGG
Bactrocera oleae (olive fruit fly) is the source of this 1605-nucleotide messenger RNA. The record is from RefSeq and is a predicted model, not a curated record. NCBI's taxonomy places the organism in Eukaryota, Metazoa, Arthropoda, Insecta, Diptera, Tephritidae.